AACAAAAUGGCAGCGCCCUGUGUGUCUCAUGCAGCUGUGCUGAAGCUGUAAAGAAGACGAGGAGAAAUGCGUUACCUGCUUUAACUACAGUGUCGGUUGUUUUAUGCUCCAAACAGUCAUGGCAGCUCCCGGAAAGCCGACUAAAAAGGAAAUCAAAAAGCAGACUCCAGCCAAGACCUCCUUCACUUCACCCUUUGCCUCAAAAUGGAGCCCGCUCCCCCAAGAGGACAUGCACUUCAUCCUGAAAACUCUGAAGGAUAAGUUGAUCUCAAUGGGUCUGGAGAAAAAAGAAGUGAAAGUGUUUCGCCCAUGGAGGAAAAAGAAAGGCAAAAAACCUGAUGUCGCACCACAACCUGUUCCCCAGGUGAGCGAUUCCUCCAAAAACGGCUGGACAGAUGUGGCAGCCAGACGGCAGCUGGCCAUCGGCAUCAACGAGGUGACCAAGGCUCUGGAGAGAAACGAACUCAGACUGCUGCUCGUGUGCAAGUCUGUCAAACCGAAACACAUGACUAAUCACCUGAUCGCUCUGAGCACCACCAGAGGAGUGCCGGCCUGCCAGGUGCCUCGCCUGAGCCAGAGUGUGUCGGAGCCGCUGGGGCUGAAAAGCGUGCUCGCCCUCGGGUUCAGACGGUGCUCCUCUAGUGAUGAUGGGGUGUUUACCGACACUGUCGAUGCCAUUAAGCCCAGAGUGCCUACACUGGACAUGGCAUGGCUGCAAGGUGCUAAGCCUGAAGAACCUGUUGCCAUGGAGGAGGAGGAAGGUGGUGAAAGAAGGGGACAAAAAAGGAAACUGGAAAGUGAAUCUGAGGAGGUGUCAGAGUCUCCCUCCUGCACUCUGCAGCCGCUCCAGGUGAAGAGAAUCGUUGCUAACCCUGCAAAGAAAAAGAAAGGGAAGCCGAAGAAAAAGCUGUAAAGUGAAAGAGAAACUUUAAAGACUGUUUAGCUCAGGAGUUUCCAGUGUUGUUUAUUUUUUGGUUUUUGAACAGUGCUUGCAGCCUCAGUCUGGACAUUACUUAUGUGAAUAGUUUAUAUAAAGAAUUUCUGGAAGCGUAAAGAGAAAAAAAGGUUUAUGGGAACAAGGUUUAGACUUUUCUGCCAAGUAUUUUUUAUCUGGGGAACCCUCAGACCUUCAGGUUUGCAUUCAUUGUUUCAGCAGAUUAGUAGCAUUGCAUUUGGUUUCAUGCAUAUUUAUACAAUUGAAUAUGGUCUGACUGAAGUUUGAAUUUCAAUUUGUCCACAAUUAAAGCUGGUCUGCACACAUUGUUUUUUAUAAAGGCAAUUAAGUUUUUCCUGGUAUUUUGAUAGUGCUGUUUGUUUUAAAUGGAGCUUGUAAUAUUUGACCCUCAAAUGAAAUAUAUUUCCUCUAUAUCAUAGAGAGGGCUGCCUUUACACCACCACCAUCUUGGAGCUGUUCUGCUGGAUUACUCGGGUACUAAGUAGAAAGUAGUAGUACAUUCAUGUUGAAAUGUAAGCAGAAGUUUUAGACCUCAUAGGCAAAAAUGAGCCAACUUAACUUCCACACAAGGUGCACCUUAUCUGAUAGAACAGGAAGCAUCAAGUAGCUAUUCCCAUAAUUAAGACAUCAACUAUGAGUGUUCACAAAAUGUCCUUACCCAUUUUUCAUGCGUGCCAUGUUGUCUGCACAGCCGACAGUUCAAUAAACCCUGUGUUGAUUACA
Maylandia zebra (zebra mbuna) is the source of this 1678-nucleotide messenger RNA. It is a transcript of the gene rpp38, whose product is annotated as ribonuclease P/MRP 38 subunit. The record is from RefSeq and is a predicted model, not a curated record. Gene Ontology annotation, cellular component: fibrillar center; ribonuclease MRP complex; nucleolar ribonuclease P complex. Gene Ontology annotation, biological process: tRNA 5'-leader removal. Gene Ontology annotation, molecular function: ribonuclease P RNA binding; ribonuclease P activity. Lineage: Eukaryota; Metazoa; Chordata; Actinopteri; Cichliformes; Cichlidae.